Molecule: messenger RNA, 890 nt
Organism: Papaver somniferum (opium poppy)
Lineage: Eukaryota; Viridiplantae; Streptophyta; Magnoliopsida; Ranunculales; Papaveraceae
Exons: 3
Coding region: 107-712 (201 amino acids)
Source: RefSeq, a predicted model, not a curated record
CAGAACUCCGGAGUCCGUCUCUGGUUAUUCCUCGAUACAACAAAAACACACAACAAGAAGUCUCUCUCCGCAAACUACUUUCCUUCGUUCUCCUCUUUCGCUCGGAAUGGCAGACUGGGGAAGCAAGUAUACCGCAUGGGCUCCUAGAAUCUACUUCUUUCUGAUUUUCUUGCAGAUCCCUCUCUUCAGGGUUCCUUGUCGAUCUGGGAUGUGUACAACACCAAUGGAGGUGACGUCUUCUCAGUUGAUUGCAAGUGAAAUCUUUCCUGCAAAUGUAGUGAAGGCCAUGAUCUACCCUGGAGCCGUGGCACAUGGACUCGUCAAGAAUAUGACAGUACCAAGUUGGAAUUACUUAUUUAACAUCUAUAACCUUACUGAUGCCAAGGAGUACUCGCCUGUAGCUGAUCUGCAGCGUUUAGAGGUUCUUGCAGGAAGCUACUUCUCUGUGGCAGGAGCUCUUGUAGGUCUCCUGAAACCUGGAAGAAUGAGCAUGUUUGGAACUCUCCUUCUGAUUUGGGGUCUUGUUAAGGAAGGAAUCCUUGGGAAACCAGUGAACACAGAUCCUGCAACAGCCGUUUUUGUUUAUCCAACAAUGUUAAUUGCACUUGUGUGUGCUUUCUCAUCUAUAAACUACACAAAGCCCAAGAGAAGUAGCACUGUUAGGCCGGUUGCAAAACCUAUGCCUGGUUCUUCAAAAUCAAAACUAAGAUGAAAUGAUAAUGCUAGUACUGAUGCAAUGGCAUGUACUGUUUAAAUUUUAACCUUCGAGUAUCAUUUUUUUUCACUCGUCAUCUUGUGUACCAUGAACUCUACAAUGUAGCUUUAGUUAGAGAUUUCUGUUUUUGUAUCUGAAAGUUCAACUAUCAAAUAUUUGUUACUACUUUUAUUCA